AUGGCGUUGUUUGGGCUGACGGGCAACCGGCGAGAAUUAAAGCCAACGAAGCGCCAUGUAUUCUUAUUUUUCAUCAUUCUUUUUAGUAUUCUUGUACCGCCAUUAGCGGUAUUUAUUCGUUUUGGCAUAUGCUUUGACUUCUUCGUGAACAUUCUUCUGACUGUCGCAGGAUAUAUCCCUGGUCAUCUUCACAACUUUUUUAUUCAACGUGUUCGCGACAACUCACGUCGCCCGGAUCGCACCCCGAAAUGGCUGAAGCGCGCUGGUCUGGUGGAUGAUACCCGUGGUGGCAGCUCGAAUAGGCAGUGGGCCGACCGCUAUAUCAAUACUAGUCGUCCCACACAAUACGAUGACGAGGGACGUGCAUAUUAUUUGUAUGAAGACGAUGAUGAUGAGACAGUAGAAAUGUCGGAUCCUCAUGCACUCGUUGAGCCUGACCGAUUUAUCAAUGAUGGUCCAUCGCGGCACAGAAGCGCUAUUCGGCCCAAGGCAUCUGCGUCCUCAUUGAUGCAACAAUCAACAUACGAUACAAUGCCAUCAAGCACCAAAAACCAUUCAAUCAAGUCCCGCACGAUGAGGUUCUUUGGUCUUCGUUCUGGUCCACCUAGGACACAAAGCAAUGCACGCGAUGAUCCCCUGACUCGCCGUUACAUGGAAGGACGCUCUACCUUCGAUUAUGAUGACGAGGAUUGGCCACCUAUGGAUCGAGAGCUACAACGGCGCACAGCACGCGAUGCUAAUGACCCAGAGUAUGAUGACUGGGAUCGCGAAUUGAUGGGUCUCUCGACGCGGUCCAAUUAUCCACCUGUGCGUGCGAGUCGCCGUGCAGCAUCAAACGCGCCUGCGGCGCCGAAAGCCACAGAGAUCGACGAUGAACCAACUCGCGAUAUCCUGGAAUACGAGCACACAUUCUAG
Malassezia restricta is the source of this 915-nucleotide messenger RNA. RefSeq names its product small plasma membrane protein. The transcript is spliced from 2 exons. The record is from RefSeq and is a predicted model, not a curated record. Gene Ontology annotation, cellular component: membrane. NCBI's taxonomy places the organism in Eukaryota, Fungi, Basidiomycota, Malasseziomycetes, Malasseziales, Malasseziaceae. The coding region runs from base 1 to 915 and encodes 304 amino acids.